AGAAGAGGCAUCAACCCUUCUCACUUCAGGGAAAGGAGAAGCCUCUCGAGUCAUUUUGUUGGAACUGCUUAAUAAACCCUCUUGGUAAAUUAAGUUAUUUUGUAUAGAUUUGUUAAAUUUAGAGAAACGAAACAUCGUCAGCCAUGGCGCUCAGUGAUGCCCAAGUACAGAAACAGAUCAACCACAUGAUGGCCUUCAUUGAGCAGGAGGCCAAUGAGAAAGCAGAGGAAAUCGAUGCAAAGGCUGAGGAAGAGUUCAACAUUGAGAAAGGUCGACUGGUUCAGACUCAGCGUGUGAAGAUCAUGGAAUAUUAUGAAAAAAAAGAAAAGCAGAUUGAACAGCAUAAGAAAAUUAAGAUGUCUAACCUGAUGAAUCAAGCGAGGCUGAAGGUGCUGAAGGCUCGUGAUGACAUGAUUGUGGAUCUGUUAAAUGAGGCCCGUAAGAGACUUGCAGAAAUUGCCAAAGACCCAGCUAGUUACUCCACCUUGUUGGAGGGUCUCGUGUUACAGGGGUUCUAUCAGUUACUGGAGCCUAAAGUGAUAAUUCGCUGCAGACAGCAAGAUGUAGAGAUGGUGCAGGCUGCAGUUGAUAAAAACAUUCCCAUUUACAAAGACACUGUGAAGAGCAACAUAAAUGUCAGAAUCGACCAGCAGCGGUUUCUUUCAGCAGACAUCUGCGGAGGAAUUGAAUUAUAUAAUGACAAUGGGAAGAUCAAGGUUUCCAACACCCUGGAGAGCAGACUGGACCUCAUGGCACAGCAGAUGAUGCCUGAAAUAAGAGUGGCUUUAUUCGGUGCAAACCCCAAUCGCAAAUUCACAGACUAAUGUUGGAUUCUGUGGGAAUAAUUGACACUGGCAGAAUACUCGAGGUGACCACAGGCCGUGGGAUCCAUGGCUGAAUCGCUGUAGUGUGUAAAUGCCUGAAGAAUUACCUUAAAUGUUCAGAUAUUUGUUCAUGCAUUUUUGUACUUACAGAUUGAAUGCUACUCAGCAAGGGUAUCGUUGCUUACAUUAAAGUGCCUUUCAGUUUAUUAUAACCUAGCUCAGGUUCUGGCUCAAGACCAGAAACUUCCUACUUGCAGUGUGAUUGUAAAUAUGCAUUCUGCAGUUGUUUGGGAUAACCUCAGUCACUUUAGACCUGAAAUGUAUUGUCCUUUGCUACUUGAAUCAACGUAGGUUAGCAAGGGUAUAUACAGCCCCUCUAUAAGUUCUUUUUUAUACGUCUUUAGAAGACUACUGCCCCUCGCCAUUUUGAUUUUCUGGUGUUUUACCACCUAUAUUGGUUUAUUUUUGUAAGAUAUUCUAUGUGUGUGUGUGGGAGGGGUCUAUAUUUGUCUGUAAGACAGUUUGAAAAGAGAAUUAAUAUUCUCAAUUGUUUUCAAGCACUUGACAUUCAUUGCAGCAUAAUAAAAAUGGAUAUGCA
Messenger RNA from Lampris incognitus (smalleye Pacific opah), 1422 nucleotides. RefSeq names its product ATPase H+ transporting V1 subunit E1a (gene atp6v1e1a). Gene Ontology annotation, molecular function: proton-transporting ATPase activity, rotational mechanism. Gene Ontology annotation, biological process: proton transmembrane transport. The transcript has 9 exons. Gene Ontology annotation, cellular component: proton-transporting two-sector ATPase complex, catalytic domain. NCBI's taxonomy places the organism in Eukaryota, Metazoa, Chordata, Actinopteri, Lampriformes, Lampridae. Bases 144 to 824 code for a protein of 226 amino acids. The record is from RefSeq and is a predicted model, not a curated record.